Molecule: messenger RNA, 2799 nt
Organism: Rhagoletis zephyria (snowberry fruit fly)
Lineage: Eukaryota; Metazoa; Arthropoda; Insecta; Diptera; Tephritidae
Source: RefSeq, a predicted model, not a curated record
AUGAAUCGCCAUCCCGUCUGGUCAACCGCCAAUUACACUGCGGAGCACAAGGACUUGCAGGCCGUGUGCCUGGCCACCUCCAACAAUGGAAAGUGUGCGCUCAUCUCAAGACGGUCCAUUUCGGUGAUUUCCACUGAUAAACUGAGCGAUGUCGAGUACAACAUUAAACGUGAUACCAAGUGGGAUACGACCUACGCUGAAUUCAGCACUCUUCAGCGCAGCUACAUUGCCAUUACCAACGCCCAAACAGUUCAGAUCUUUGAUACUGACGAUACCGGUCCGACGUCGCUCAUCCACACGCUGAGAGGUCACACUCGCACAAUUACUGAUUUGAACUGGUCGUACAAUGAUGCUAAUGAGUUGGCAACUGCAUCGUACGACAACUACAUGCACAUUUGGGAUCUUCGUGAUGGCGCCAGAAAACCAUCCUUAUCAAUGCAUUCAAUUGCCGGAGCGACACAGGUCAAAUGGGCCAAAAUGGACGACCACUAUCUUGCUACGAGCCACGAAGGAGAUGUUCGCAUUUGGGACAAAAGGAAAAGCAACACUCCAAUCCACUACAUAACAGCUCACCUCUCCAAGAUUAAUGGAAUUGACUGGAAUCCAUCUUCUAGUGGACAAUUUGUUACCUGUUCUCAAGACGGCAAUAUUAAGUUUUGGGACCUUUUGACAAGCGUUUACAAAGGAAAAUCAGAUUCCAUUUUAAACACCGGAUUGCCCGUUUGGAAGGCCCGUUUCACUCCGUUUGAAAAUGGACUGAUGACUGCACUUGUGCCUCAACUGCGAAGAACAGAAAACAAUUUGUGGUUGUGGAACAUUUCCAAUCUUGCACAACCCUUGCAUUCUUUUGCUGGUCAUUUGGAUGUGGUGCUUGAUUUCGGUUGGAACGUCAAAUCGAAUACUGAAUGUGAGCUAAUCACCUGGGCCAAGGAUAACGCCCUUCGACUGUGGCAACUGAAUAGUCAGACUUUUCAAAACACCAUCGCCCAGAGCAAUAACACUGAGGAAAGUGCCGAUUCUAAUGGCGAUCAGGAAGAGCAGUUUAAUUCUGAUUCAGAGUCAACCAAACUGGACAACAUUGAGCUGGGCAGAUCAAAUAACCCUUCCCCUAUUUCAAGCAAGAUUGAGUCGACUAAAAGUGAAAACGAUAACGACUCAGACUUGGGCAAGUCUGAAGCAGUUGGCGGCGGCAGCAAUACGCUUACCUCAAACAGCAUCAUCCUCAGCCUGAGCCAGGAGUUUUCGCUGGUCAACCAGAAUAUCCCAAACAUCAUUAUCGAGGAGCUGAACGCCGCCAAGCGCAUCUGCAUUGUGGCCACCAAGUCUGUAUUUAGCUGUCGAUUGAAGAUAUUUUUUCCGCAAAACUACCCGUACAAUGUGAUUCCGCAGUUUAUGUUUCUCAACGACAAGAGCGACCACGACACAUCAAUGUCCACCAAAAGCCUAACUGAAUCAAUGAAAAAAGAGCUUCUCAAGGUGCUGCAAACAACGGCCACUUCGCAGGUGCAGCGAAACCGGACCUGUCUGGAGAAGUGCCUUCGCCAGUUCACCUCCACCUUUGAGCGCCUCAUCUCGGCCAAUCACCAGAAUGCAACUCCGGCGAAGAGCCACACACUGCUUGAUCUAUUGCCUAGUCACAAGUACGGCAGCUACCUCGAUGCAUCAGUGCCUUUCCCGCGCACCUCUGGCGCCCGAUUUUGCUCCUCCGACAUUCUCGUCUGCUUCGGACGACCGCCUCAUCUGGAGCAGAUGAACGCCCCCACCGAGUUUACGCCUCGGUCACUGUCUGCCCUCUCCGCCUACCUCACCACUCACGUCCGUGCCUUCAAUAAUCACUUCAAGGACGACAAAAAGGACUCGUUCGCACUUUCCAUCUCCAACUUUUACAUUGACUCUUCGCGCAAGCGUAAGCUGCGCCACAAAACCAGUAGUAGUCACGCUGACAAGUCGCCAAAGCACAAAACGCCAAACCUCUGCGGUCCAGUGUCGGUGUUCAAUGCUGCCAAACUGCUGCCCAUCUCACGAUCUCUUGCCGAGCAGUACAUUGUCACCAGCAAGGACGGCAUCACCGGAAUCUGUGAGAUGAACGCCAAAAUCGCCGCCAACUCCUCUCGACGCGACCUUGCUCAGAUGUGGACUCUGGUGCGUCUCUCUGCGGAGAUUUACCUGAAGAGUAUGCGCAGCUCUGACAGUUUUCUCACCCCCUGGUCGGAGCAUCCUUUUGGCAGGAAGAUGAUUCAAUCGAUGAUUGAACACUAUGCUUUGAAUAACAACGAUAUUCAAACGGCUGCAAUGAUUGCCUGUGCUUUUAGUCAACUAAACGUCAACUCGGAGAGCUUUCUCAUCAAGCCUUUCUACGCUCUCGAUCAAGACACAAACAUGGUACCUCACAUUCUGGACCCUGACUACAUGCUGCAGUAUGACUACUACAAGAAGAUAUACGCCGAUGUUCUCUACCGGUGGAAGCUCAUCGAGAAGCGAGCCCUCCUCCUGCAGACCAUUCAGUCACAGCUGCUGAGCGAAGACGAGUCACUGUACCACCUGCCAUUCGCCACUCUGUGCCCUUCCGAGCGGUGCACCGCCGACAAAAGGCUCUGUCAUGAUGUGUUCUGCAGUGUCUGCAAGAAGCACUCGCUCGUCUGUUCGAUGUGUCGAAUUCCGGUGAAGGGUGCCGCCAACUUCUGCAUCGACUGCGGUCAUGGGGGUCACACUGAGCACAUGGAGGAGUGGUUCCAAACGCAACUUGAGUGUCCCACUGGUUGCGGCUGUCAGUGCAUACCAUCAUCCCAGGCAGAGUGA